AUGGAGAGAGAGAACCACAGCUGGGUGGGCGAGUUCACUUUUCAGGGGUUCUCCAGCUUCCAUGAGCACCAGCUCACCCUGUUUGUGGUGUUCCUUACACUGUACACUUUAACCCUGACUGGCAAUAUCAUCAUUGUGACCAUCAUUAGUGCUGACCGUCACCUCCACACACCCAUGUACUUCUUCCUGAGCAUGUUGUCUGCCUCAGAUACCAUGUACACGCUUGUCAUUAUACCCAAGAUGCUCUGUAACCUCCUGGGCCUGAGCCGGCCCAUCUCCUUGGCUGGCUGUGCCACCCAGAUGUUCUUCUUUAUCACCUUGGCCAUCAACAACUGUUUCCUGCUCACAGCCAUGGGGUACGACCGCUAUGUGGCCAUCUGCAACCCCUUGAGGUACACGAUCCUCAUGAACAAGGGGGUGUGCCUCCAGUUGGUGGGGGCAGCCUGCAGCACUGGACUCAUCGUAGCUAUGACACAGGUGCUGGCUGUGUUCAGGUUACCCUUCUGUGCCACAAAGGUCGCCCACUUCUUCUGCGACAUCCGACCGGUGAUGAAGCUCUCCUGCAUCGACACCACGGUCAAUGAGAUCUUGACGUUGAUCAUCAGUGUCCUGGUGAUCCUGGUUCCCAUGGGGCUGGUCUUCAUCUCCUAUGUCCUCAUCAUCUCCAGCAUCCUCAAGAUCGCAUCAUCCGAGGGCCGAAAGAAGGCCUUUGCCACCUGCACCUCCCAUCUCACGAUAGUCAUUGUCCACUAUGGCUGUGCCUCCAUUGCCUACCUCAAGCCCAAGUCCGAGAACACCAGGGAUCAAGAUCAGCUGAUCUCGGUGAUGUACACCGUCAUCACCCCCCUGUUGAACCCUGUGGUGUACACCCUAAGGAACAAGGAGGUCAAGGAUGCUCUGCUCCGGGCCACAGGAAGGAAGCCUUCCUGA
Molecule: messenger RNA, 930 nt
Organism: Lutra lutra (Eurasian river otter)
Lineage: Eukaryota; Metazoa; Chordata; Mammalia; Carnivora; Mustelidae
Product: olfactory receptor 10J1-like
Exons: 1
Coding region: 1-930 (309 amino acids)
Biological process (GO): G protein-coupled receptor signaling pathway
Cellular component (GO): membrane
Molecular function (GO): G protein-coupled receptor activity; olfactory receptor activity
Source: RefSeq, a predicted model, not a curated record